Molecule: messenger RNA, 1587 nt
Organism: Desarmillaria tabescens
Lineage: Eukaryota; Fungi; Basidiomycota; Agaricomycetes; Agaricales; Physalacriaceae
Product: alpha/beta-hydrolase
Exons: 11
Coding region: 1-1587 (528 amino acids)
Source: RefSeq, a predicted model, not a curated record
AUGAGCCUCCUUUUCUGCCUGGUUCUGAUGACAUCUGGCCUUGCGUUAGAACACUUUAGUUUGAACCUAGGUCCUGUCGUUGACUUGGGAUACAUGGCUUUUGCUGGCAAUGACACGUCUCCAAACGGCAUACAGCCUGGACCAGUUGUCUUCUUCGGCGGUAUUCCGUAUGCUCAGCCACCGGUGGAUGCUCUUCGGUGGAGAGCUCCUAGAUCAAUAGAUGAGCACAUUAUUACAAACGAGAUCAUGGAUGCGCGGAAUUGGGGACCCCCUUGUUUGCAGGUCCCCGCAAUGGUAGGCAUAGGUUCAGAAGAUUGUUUGACGUUAAAUGUGUGGAAGCCCAGAAAUGCAAGCAAAGGUGAUGCCCUCCCUGUGGCCGUCUAUAUACAUUCGCCUCAAGGAUUCCCACUGUAUGAUUGGGUUGAACAACAUGACAGCGGGCUGGUUGGCGUCUCCAUUGCGUAUCGACUCGGGAUUUUGGGAUUCUUGGGCGGGCACCUAGUUGCAGCUGAUGGGGAUUUGAACGUCGGCCUUUUAGAUCAACGCGCCGCUCUUGAGUGGAUACAAAGGCAUAUACACAACUUUGGUGGUGACCCCGACAAUGUCACUAUAUACGGUGAAAGUGCCGGAGGCGCUAGUGUAAUGAUGCAAAUUACCGCCUAUGGCGGAACACGACCUGUCCCCUUCAAGCGAGCAGUAGCGCAAUCCAUCGCAUUCGGACCUACGCGCACAGAUGUCGAAGUCGAAGAAACAUUCAGUAACGUCGCGCAACUUGUCGGAUGUCCGUCGCGUGGCACAGAUGCUUUGCGGUGUCUUCGUAAAGCAUCUCUUGGUGCUAUCGUUAGCGCCAGCAAUCGUCUUCCGGCCACAGAGCCUUCCCAGUUUGCGCCAGUGGUGGAAGGAUCGACAGGUUUCAUGCCUGGCCUCCCGACUCGAUUGAUAGCGUCCGGUAGAUUUAGCCCUGUAGAGUACAUUGGAGGCCAUUGCACUGGAGACGGUCGUACCUUCACUCUUGGCCAACCCAGCGACUACCAAAAUGACGAAGAUAUCAAGGAAUUAAUCCUAUAUUGGUGGCCAGCACUAUCCAAUUCUACCUUACACAAGGUGUUGAGGUUGUACCCUUCGCCAGAUGUACCUGGAAGUCCUUUCCCCACGGACUGGGAUCGAGCGUCGACCAUUGCAAGAGAUAUUGACUUCUGGUGCUUGAACUGGUUCCUUGCUGAGAAAUUGAUCGAUUCUGGCAUCGACAAUUUUAGAUGGGACGCACCAGACACCGUGUUAUACGAGGCUCAGCCUUAUCUUGGCGCCAUGCAUACCUCGGAUGUCUACUACCUCUUUUCAGGAACAAGCACAUUUGGAAAUGCGGGUAAUACAUUUACCCCAUUCAACACUAGUGAGGCAACUCUUGCCAAGGAAGCGAUAGCAUAUUGGACAACAUUUGCUUCAAGCGGAGGCCCAUCUUCGUUCAAAGCUUCUACCUUUGCCUCGUCGUGGGAGAAAUACGUCACACCUAAUAAUACUCGGCAAAGGAUGGUCUUUAUUCGAGGAAACGAUACAAUGACUGCGUCGCAGAUGAAGCCUAAUUAG